AUGCCAGCCCAAUACGGGAAUCGGGCGGCCGACGACAUCACCGCGAUCGUGCCCGAUGAGAUCGGCGUGGACGAGGAGUCAGCGCUGAGCCCGGGAAAAGUCCAUGCCGAGAAGCGGGCGCAGGCUGGGGCGGAGAGCGGCGACAGCGGAGACAAGGAGUUCUAUCCAUUGUGGAAGCUGACCCUGGUGGCAUUGCCACAGCUCGGUGUGCAGGUAAUGUGGUGCUUCAUUGGGCCAAAUGCAGCUCCAUACAUGAACCACUUGGGUGUAAGCCCCUCCUUGGCGACUUUAAACAAUGUGGCCGGUCCCAUCACUGGCUUCUUCACAGGGCCGAUCAUUGGUGCAUGGUCCGACCGUCUGACCUCCAAGUGGGGGCGCCGGCGCCCAAUUAUCCUCGGAGGACUGAUUUCUACAUGGAUCGCGGGAAUGCUGUUCUCCGCCAGUGAGCAUCUCUUUGCUGACACAACUGCCAAGAUCGGAUUUGCGGUGCCCAUGUAUUGGGUGAUGGAUGUGACAAUCAACAUCCUUCAGACACCACACCGGGCGUUAGUCGCUGACUUGGCCUCCGUGGAGCAGCAGGUGCCCAUGCAGGUGGUCUUCGUGGUGAUCAUGGCGAUUGGGAACUUCCUGGGCUAUUCGAUCAUGCAGAUCUACAAAGUGCCCGUGGAGCACAUGCUGCAGCUAAUGGCCUUGAUUUGCGCCAUCAACACUGCCUGCAUCCUCGUUCAGUUUGCCGUGGCCAAGGAGGUCCCCCUGAAGCGUGCGGAGAAUGCCGCAAAGGGCGCCUGUGCUCCAGUAUUGGGCGUCCUGUCAUCGGUUCGAGGCAUGCCGUGCCUGCUGUACCAUUUGGCCGUGGUGCAGUGCCUUGUUUGGACUGGCAACACUGCCUGGACCUACUACUCUUCACAGUGGUUUGCAGACUCCGUCUUUCAAGGUGACCAACAUGCUCCAGAGGGCUCUGAGGCAAAGCUGAGAUACGGCGAAGGCAUGCAUGCCUUCAGCAUGGGUGGACAGAUGCGCUCGGGCUUUCAGCUGCUUGCAGCUCUGUCGAUCAUUGUGCUCCUGCUCAAGACAAGCCUUCGGCCACGCUUGAUCUAUGCUCCCUGUAUUUUCGUUGGAGCCAUCGUCAGCUUCCUUGCUGGUUAUAUCGUGGGCCACAACUCAGCUUUUGCCAUUAUCAUCUUCAUCUUCUCCAUCAUGCCGGAGACGGGAUCCUUUGCCAUCCCUUUUGGGCUUGUGGCAACCUUGAACAAGCGUGCGGAGCAGGAGGGCAAGCAGGUGAGCACUGCGCUGCAGAUGGCACUGCUGAACUGCUGCGUCACCGUUGGGCAGCAGCUCUGCCACGUCGUGACCGCAUCCAUCGAAACGCGCAUGCCUCUGGAAACAGCCCUGCCGGUUGCCUUCCUCUUUGCGGCAGGAGCUCCUUGGGUCCGCAGCUAUGACGGGUGUAUCGGUUUUUGGCAACGCAGCUAA
Molecule: messenger RNA, 1473 nt
Organism: Symbiodinium natans
Lineage: Eukaryota; Dinophyceae; Suessiales; Symbiodiniaceae
Source: the annotation of a GenBank genome assembly